ACUAACACAGUCCGCCCAUUGGCUCCCGCCGAGGACAGCAAUCCAGAAGUGACCGAAGGAAGAAUCGACAGCAAAGUAAGUUUGCGUGUGUUUUUAUAGUUCCUAACUUACGGAUGCGGUCUCAGGAAGGCCCCCGCUGAGAAAUGGAGCUGCGGGAGGACGCCUCGCCAGCUUCGGCCUUCGAGAAGGACGCGUUCCAGCUUACCGUGGAGGACGUGUACGACAUCUCCUACGUGAUCGGUCGAGAUUUACUCAAGAUCAGCAGCUCAGGUGAGGAAGUGUCGGACCUGCAGUUCCGGAUCGUCCGCGUUCUGGAGCUGUUCGAGACGGUGGUGAAGCAGUACAACCUGUCGGUGGAGGAGCUGAGGCUGGAGAGGGACAACCUUAAGACCGAGCUGGACCGUAUCCUCGGGGAGAACUGCACGGAGAACGGCCCGCCGGCAGUGGGACCCGAUCAGUUGGUGAUUGACCUGAAGGACCCCAACAGACCCCGGUUCACCAUGCAGGAGCUGAAGGAAGUGCUCCAAGAGCGGAACCAGCUUAAGGCCCAGCUGAUGGUGUCACAGGAAGAGCUCCAGAUGUACAAGAGUGGCAGGCUACCAAUGGAGCCAGGUAUGGUGGAGAUAGACCUGGAAUCUCCCCCUGCCACCGACAACGGCUCGGCUGCAGGCGACGACGCCAGAGAGGAGCCGAAAGACGAGAGAACAGCCAUCUCAAAACUGUUUUCAUUCAGGAGAAAAUGAGGAUUACUUCUUACAAUAACGGGACCAAUUUAUUUACACACAAGCCAACAAGGAUUUUUUUCACAUAUUUUUGCAUUUUUUAUACAACUUUUUUAAGCUUUUUUGUAAUCCAUAGGAUGCAAUAGCAUGUGAUGCAUUAGACAUUUUAAAGGUGCAGAGUUUAUAAUUUAAUGGAAUCAAGAACAAUAGACUUGGCAGAAAUUUAAUAUAAUAUUCAUAAGAAUGUUUUAAUCAGUGUAUAAUCCCGUGAAAAAACUAGAUAAGAGUGGUACUGCUAAAUGCCACCAAAUCCUACAUUGAACCUUUAACAAGUGAAGGACAAUAAUGCAGGGGAUUGUUUCUGAUGAUGUACAUGGUGUUAACUUGAAAGUAUUGACAUAAUCUCAUCCUGUCUCAGGACCAUACUGCUUAGUAUUCAAUGAAGAACUUUCUGAAGUAUUCAGUCCUAGAUGUAUUUAGAUGAUCGUCAAUAGUUAGCAAUUAAUAGCAAUUGCUUUUUCAGCACCGGAAAGAUUAACCAGCCCAGCAAUAGUCCAGUGUUCUGGUUAAAACCAGACUCUGGGAUUCUGUAUCCAAAGCAAACACACUUGAAUAAAGUGAUCUAUACAAUUUCUAGAGACAGAAUUUUCAGCGUUUUGUUAUGAUUGUGCUGCCAAGUAGCAACGCUAUUAAUCUCAGGGGAGAAUUUGCUAUUGUCCUACAAAUGCACUUGGAUGUUAGUUCAGAUAUGCAAGUCAUGAGUUUAAACUACUCCUUUUAUUGCCUGCAUGUGUGAUGGGCCACCCUCUGCUCACAGCAGUUUUAAAUUGAGGACUUCAGAACAGACAAAGUAUUACGAUUCAAAGUUAAAUGCACAUCCCCUCAAUCUCAUUUCAGAAAAUGCAACAAUUUUCACUGAUUUAUUUCUCAAUUUACAAUAUGGCUUUAGCCACAACAGUGAAACAGAAUGGUAAAUACAAGGAACUCCUACAGGGUAUACAAAUACUUCUCAGAAGAAAUGGUAUCCCUCACUCUUAAACUAUCAUUUUACGACAGUGGGUGAAGAGAAAUUAAAAGAUAAAAUCAUGAAAACAAUACAGCCGCAGCCUCAGUUCAAUUCGUGGAAAAGCUCAUGUCUAAAUAUUUAUAAAAUCAGCAAGUUAAACUUGAUUUAAAAAAUGAGCAAUUUUACAACUUUGCUCAGUCAUAUUAUCAUCUUCAAAACAGUGUUGUCAAUUAAAUAUGUGAGGGGGGGUGGGGUGGAUGCCAACAGCCUAGUAUUUGAGCCAGGGAUGAGCACUAAGAGAGGCUUUGCUGCGAUCCCCAUAGUCGUACAGCAGCUCUUCUUCUGCGUCAACGUCCCUGGCCGCCACCAAUAUGAGAUGGGGUUUUCCAUCAAUGUCGUGAAGCCUGGUCUGGCAGUUACCAGCUUUACUGUGGUUGAUCAAUCUGCCCAGGCGGGUAGUUUCCCUUGUUGCGUCCACACUAAAAUAAAAAGGCGCUGUAAAAACAGACUAGUAUACAUCCAUAGAGCUACUAUUAUUAGUAGCAUGCAAAGUAUUGACCCGAAUGAAGUUCCUCAGAUCAUUGUACCACGUGUCCUUUGUUUGAAAUUAGAUGCCAAUUCAAUGUGGUUUUGGUCAAAGAUCAAUAAAAAAAAUAAAGCCUUUUAAAAAAUAUGCAGUGGAAGUUACAAAAUUGCUAUGUUCCACUCACCAGUAGGUUUUGCUGUGGUACUGGAAGUAGUACAUGUAACAGCCGGUGGCAGGGUCCAGAGUAUAUUCAGCCUCCCUUUUCUUAGCCCGUUCGAUAUCCAGCAGGUCUCCGUUGUACUCCACCACAAACUCUCCUUUUAUGAAGCCCCUGGUUGCAAACACUCCCCUUCCUUUGUCAUCUAUGUGUCGCACCUAUUUAAAUGGAGAACACGUUUGCAAUUAAUAUUGAAGGCGUAAUAUUUGGUCAAAACUUGAGGUGGUUAAUUAACCUAAAUUGGCGGUGAUUUAAUACUAUUAACAAAAGUAGUUAUCGCAGGGGAAUCUUUCCUCCGCCUUCAAUGUCCAGGUUUUCUAAUGCUGUCCUUCAAUAUACUGGGAUGGGUAUAGGGUCCCAACAAGUUAUUUUAAUAAAUGUUUACAUUCUCGCAGCUUUAUUUUUUAUAUGAAGCAAGAUAAGGAGCAGGAAGAUUAAACAAUUCAUAAGUUAAACUCAAUACUUCGUUAACCGGUACCUGCAAUCCUUCUUCGACACCAUUCUUGAUAAGUUCGUUGAUGUGUUUCUGUUCUUCAUCCUUGGGAGUUUUUGGGAGAAAAAUAUGACUUUCGUAAGAUUUGACAGACAAAUUCUUAUGCUCUAGUUCAUCGAUGAGAACCAAAUUUUUACAUUUAGGGGAUUUUUUUAUCCAAAGCGACUUACAACCUGUCAUUCAAACACUGACUGUGGAGUUGACCACGCAGGGUGACAGCCAGCUCAGCAGAAGCAGUCAGAGUGAGGCGUCUUGCUCAGGGACACCCUGACACUCUGAGCUACUGCCACCCCUCCUCGUCCUCCAACUCCUCAUGCACCUUUCAAUCCUCUAGUACCAAGAGGAUCAUGGCGUCUUAUUUGCUCCAAGUAACACAGCAACUUUCAUACCAACCUUCAUCUCAGCUUUAGUUUUCCUUGAACUUCUUCUAAUUGGAUAGUAAUCUGUGACUUUCCUGUUUUGGGAAAUCUUAUUCUCUGUUCUAGAAAACAACAAGGGGGAAAGAAACAAGACGUAAACAACCAUGUGAUUCAGGGUUACGCGUUUGGAAUCAUUUGGAUACAUUCAGUUUCUAAACAUACUUUUUCACCCUGGCUUUGUGACCACCACCUUUCUGGGUUUUGGUUCCAUUAGCCUUGUUUUGUGGUGCAGGCCCAGUCUGUGAAAUGGGUUCUUUGUCCUGGGUUUUUUCUGUGUUGGUUUGUUCUCGGGACUCUGAGAGGAGCAGACAGGCCCGGGCUGACUUCUGUUCGUUGGACUUCGGAACCUCGCUGUGUAUUUCAGUAGCUCGGUCUAAAAAUGCCAAUCAUCAAACAUUAGACCAAGAACCAAUCCUUCCAGUUUGCCAUGAAACCGGUAUCAGAACGAGUGUCAGUUAAUACUGAUAUUUUGUGCAAGUCACAGACAAAAAGUCUGCCUUGCUGAUCCACCGAGAACAGCAACAGCUGAACAAUAUUAGUUACAGAUAAGGCAAGAAAAAACUAAAAGGAAUCCAAAAUGAGCACUUGUGAUAGAAUAUACAAAUGUUGUCAACCACUCAAUAAAUCCCCUACCUUUCUUUGGCUUUGCUGCAUCAGUGUGAGGUUUUUC
This is a messenger RNA of Gadus chalcogrammus (walleye pollock), 4053 nucleotides long. Its product is annotated as RILP-like protein 2. Lineage: Eukaryota; Metazoa; Chordata; Actinopteri; Gadiformes; Gadidae. Gene Ontology annotation, molecular function: protein dimerization activity. Gene Ontology annotation, biological process: cilium assembly. Bases 144 to 743 code for a protein of 199 amino acids. The record is from RefSeq and is a predicted model, not a curated record. The transcript is spliced from 4 exons. Gene Ontology annotation, cellular component: cytoplasm; ciliary basal body.